Molecule: messenger RNA, 2396 nt
Organism: Neolamprologus brichardi
Lineage: Eukaryota; Metazoa; Chordata; Actinopteri; Cichliformes; Cichlidae
Source: RefSeq, a predicted model, not a curated record
AUAUUUUAACUGAUACAGACACAGAGCCACAGAGUGAAAACAAUGCCAGCUACACAAUCAUUGCUGAAUGAGCCUGGAGCCCUUUCUAGCAGACCUGGAAAAGGUGAUGUUUAUCUCCCAGCCAUCACAGCUAAGGCUUCAAGCCUGAACUCAAUCAGAGGCAGUCUGAGUCAGUCGUGCCCUUACCUAUAUGACAAACGAAGAGGAUCCUUCUCCUCAGUGGCUUCUCAGAAAACGGGAGGUCGCACUGCAAAACAGAGCAGCCUUAAUGCACAAAAAGAGGCAAAGAAAUCCAAUGUCACUGUGACAAUGACCUACCUUGGACAAAGACAUCGAAAUUUGGGGCUCGGGUCAACUCAGGAUGAACUGAAAGUACUCCAGCAAGUCAAUGGAGGAGAGAAUAUUUGUGUCUUCAAAGGCCUCGUAACUCCAGGCGAGCAGUUCCACUUUUUGUCUCAGAGACAUAGAGGUUACCCAUUCAGUGCUUCCUUUUAUGUCAAUGGCAUCAUGGUGACCAGGAUCAGUUCCUGCUGUGAGUACCGCUAUACUCCUGGCUUCCAACAGGGCAGGAAGAGCUGCUUCAGAUUGACUUGGCUGGCUGGUGGGAUACCCUGCUACAGAUGCACAAAUCUCCGAACCAAAUACAGCUCCAGCCAGCAGCUGAACAACGGCGCAAAGGAGAACUUAAAUCUUUCUCUCGAGCAGAGCACUGGCAAUGGCGUCAUCGAGUCAUGUCCAUCAUCCCCUCUAUUUAUCCCAGCCAAACCUGUGAAGAAAUCCGUGAGGAGGACAAGAAAACACACCAAGGAGGGCAGCAGAGGAUCAACAGACAGCGAAGACCUCCCUGUAGCUGGAAUUAAAGAGACCUCCAAAAAGAAACGACGCAAGGGUCAAACUAAUCAGAAGGAGAGCAAAGGCAAGACAGCUGGAAAUGACAGAGGAGAAGAGAGACAAGAUGGCAAGAGCUCAACAAGGUCAACAGUGAUGGAAAAAUUUGAAGACAAGGCAUCGUCUGCCAGACGAGAGCAGGACAGAGCAACCAGCCCUGUCACAAUCCUGCAUACGGGGCAGCUGUCAUCGAACACGAUAAGCAAAUUUCCCGAUUCAUUGCGGGAUGAGGAAGCACUGACGAAGCAGAACAGAGAGAAACAGAAGGGCCUUGGAUCAAAUGGGAAAAACAGAGAUGGGGAAAAGCUGAAGGACUUCUAUGAAGAAUGUGUGGAAAUGAGUGCUGCGUUGAAGCAAGGCCCAAGCAAACAUCACUGGUUCAAGGCAAACAUCCUGGAGAGGUGCCGGCUCCAGAAGAGGCUGUCAUCGGGCCCCGAAGCUCAACGCUCAGAUGUGGAGCUCAGUGCAGAAAGUGACACCAUUCUGCAGCGUGAUGGAAAGCCAGAGGAAGAAGAGCACAUGGUUAAUCAGAGCGCUGGCACGGAAGAGUCUGUUAGAGAGCAAGACCUGCAGGCACAGCUUCACGCCAUGAUGACAGUGCUGAGCAUGUCUGAUGAGGUGGAGCAGCUGGUUCUGAGGAACACGGACCUCACAGAUGACCUUCUGCUGAGCCUGGCGGGGUCACUAAAAAGCAGCCUGUCUGAAGUCACACUACUCAAUCUCAACCUCAACCUCAUUGGCCCCUACGGUGCUCACAUUCUGCUGGACGUUCUGAGAGUGAAGCCCCAGGUCAAAGGCCUGCACUUGUUUGGGAACAAACUGCGUGACCAUGGAGUGCUGACCCUGUUGAACGGAAUAGCUGAGCUGCAGGAACAAACAGCAAGAGCAGCUGCUGCUAUCCAACAGGCUAUGCUUUUCCCAUCAGAACACAAUAUGCUACCUCAGCUGCCCUCUGGAUGGAGCUCUUACAGGCUUUUUACACUUUUAGAGCUGGAUAUUGGAGGAAAUGGUUUGAGCAGCGAUGGGGUGAAAGUGUUAGCAUCAUAUAUGAGAUCCCAUUCCUAUCUUCAGUAUUUAGGGCUAGCACAGACCAGCGGUGCCGAUCUGGCAGCUUGGAAGGAACUUUUUGACAGCUUAAAAGGAAACAGCUCACUGACUCAGAUCAUCCUAGACGAAAAUAACUUGGGUGACCCCGGGGUCAGGCUGUUGGCUGACAUGCUGAAAGAGAACAUGAGUUUGCAGCAGGUGGAUUUAGACAAGAACUGCAUCAGCGAUGUGGGAGGAAAUGACAUCAUGGGGGCUUUGCUUUGCAGGACACAGUUUCCACUGAGGCAUCUGAGCCUCCAGGAGAACAACAUCAGUGCAGGACUAAUGAGCAGGAUACAGGAGGAGGUAAAAUAUAAAUGAGUCCUGCAGGGGUGGAAGAAUACAUUCGCAAACCCUGAAAAACUAUGUAACAUAAACAAAACACUGACUUGAAAACUCAUAAGGUUUGUUGUUUACAUUCC